Molecule: messenger RNA, 630 nt
Organism: Oncorhynchus nerka (sockeye salmon)
Lineage: Eukaryota; Metazoa; Chordata; Actinopteri; Salmoniformes; Salmonidae
Gene: snrpd1
Product: small nuclear ribonucleoprotein D1 polypeptide
Exons: 4
Coding region: 113-472 (119 amino acids)
Biological process (GO): spliceosomal snRNP assembly; RNA processing
Cellular component (GO): U1 snRNP; U12-type spliceosomal complex; spliceosomal tri-snRNP complex
Molecular function (GO): RNA binding
Source: RefSeq, a predicted model, not a curated record
GAUCCUGCAAAGAAAACGUAUUUCAUACAGCAGCGGCCUGUGAUCCCACUUGUACGCUGUAAUUAUUUUGUUUUGUCUUUGGUGGAGGAUUUGUCUGUAAUCCAUCACCAACAUGAAACUCGUACGUUUUUUGAUGAAACUCAGCCAUGAGACUGUGACCAUUGAGCUGAAGAAUGGAACCCAGGUCCAUGGGACGAUCACGGGUGUGGACGUGAGUAUGAACACUCACCUGAAGGCGGUGAAGAUGACUCUGAAGAACCGCGAGCCCACUCAGCUGGAGAGCCUCAGUAUCCGUGGCAACAACAUCAGAUACUUCAUCCUGCCGGACAGUCUGCCGCUGGACACCCUGCUGGUCGACAUUGAACCCAAGGUCAAGUCCAAGAAGAGAGAGGCUGUGGCUGGGCGUGGAAGGGGCAGAGGAAGGGGCCGUGGCAGGGGGAGGGGCCGAGGCAGGGGAGGGCCCAGGAGAUGAUCGCCAUGACGACGCAGAUGUCAGUCAUGUCCUACUGUUUGUACAGCAACGUUUUUUUGUCACUUUUUUUCUCUCUCAGGAAACUUUUGUGAAUCCUGAGCCAUGUUUUUAUUUUUUUCUUAUUUUGUACAUUAAAGAUGUUUCACACGAACAGCAAA